Molecule: messenger RNA, 2424 nt
Organism: Cryptotermes secundus
Lineage: Eukaryota; Metazoa; Arthropoda; Insecta; Blattodea; Kalotermitidae
Product: cytochrome P450 302a1, mitochondrial
Exons: 9
Coding region: 422-2008 (528 amino acids)
Molecular function (GO): monooxygenase activity; iron ion binding; heme binding
Source: RefSeq, a predicted model, not a curated record
GAGGUGCCAGCUGUUUCACGGAAUGUGGUUGUCCUGUUGGUUGCGUUUAAGUAAUAUUUUGCUGUAUUUUUAAAAACUGGAAGAGCAGUGAUCCCAGCAUACAAUUUUGCACGGCGGAGACUGUAGAGUACUAUCUUCCGGGAGGUAUUCUGGUAUCGGAAGAACGAAAUUCCUCACAUUCGUGAUUUAAGAAUAAACGAAACAAGCAAGCAGCAAGAAGCACGCUGCGAACGUCGGUGAACAUAUACCGGAAUACACGGCGUCAGUGCAAAUGUAAUUUCUAAGGUAUAUAGUUGUUUGAAGUGCCAUCGACUAGAAGAAUGUAUAACUGAUGUUUUAAGCGCGAAGAAGGAAUUCCUAAGAAGGCUAAACUUGAAUGGGACGCAAGUUUCUUUCAGAGUGAUAUUUGGAAGGAAAUAAAAUGUGGUGCUUCAAGAAAGGGUCACUGAGGUUUCACCAUGCCUUCAAUCCAUGCAUAGGAAAGACAUGUCAGCUAGCUGAUGAUGUAGCAACAAGAGAAAAUGACAUCAGUAGGAACCAUGAUACUACUGGAGCUCGCCCUUUUAAUGAAAUUCCAGGGCCAAAAUCUUUACCAUUCAUUGGAAGUCUGUGGCAAUAUCUACCAAUAUUUGGAAAAUAUAGUUUCAAGCAGUUGCACCAUGGUGGUCAUAAAAAAUUGCAAGAAUUUGGUUCAAUAGUUCGAGAAGACAUAGUCCCUGGUGUUUCUGUUGUGUGGGUGUUCACUCCAAGUGAUAUUGAGCAAGUAUUCCGAAACGAAGGACGUUACCCUGAACGCAGAAGUCACCUUGCUUUACAAAAAUACAGAAAUGAUCACCCUAAUAUCUAUAAUUCUGGUGGACUGCUACCAACGAAUGGACCUGAGUGGUGGAGACUCCGCAGUGAAUUUCAGCAAGGUUUAAGUCGACCACAAAGUGUGAGGUUAUAUUUACCUCAGACUGACAAGAUUAUUCAGGAGUUCAUUGAUCAUCUCAAGAUCUGGACAAAGUCUGCUGGGAAAUAUCAUGAUUUUUCUGACGAGCUGUCUAGGCUUCUCCUGGAAUUGAUUUGUCUGGUGACAUUUGAUGUUCGGUUGGGAAGCCUGAGUGAUUUGGAACGUAAAAAAGGAUCACUAUCUUCCAUGCUUCUUGAAGCAGCCUUGUCAACCAAUAGCGCUAUCCUAUUAACAGACAAUGGACCUCAGCUGUGGCGCUGGGUAGAAACAAGAUUGUACAGGAAACUGAAGAAGUCUCAGAAAUACAUUGAACAGAUUGCAAUAGAUUUUAUUUCCAAAAGAAAGGAAUCCUUAAAACAAUCUACAACCACCAAAAAUGAGGUAAAAUCAUUAUUAGAAUUGUAUUUGUCGUCUACGGAACUUGAUAUGAAGGAUGUAACUGGAAUGGCAGUGGACAUGCUGUUAGCAGGGGUAGAUACGACAAAUUACACAACAAGUUUUGCUCUCUAUCAUCUGGCAACUAAUCCAGAAGUCCAGAACAACCUGUAUGAAGAAUCCUGCCGACUUCUGAUUGAACCCAACUCUCCUGUCACCACUGAUAUACUUUCCCAGGCUCAAUAUAUGAAAGCAGUCCUAAAGGAGAGUUUGCGAUUGAACCCCAUAUCUGUUGGUAUUGGUAGAAUACUGGCCCAAGAUGCAGUACUUUCAGGCUACCAUGUACCAAGAGGAACCGUUGUUGUAACACAGAACCAAGUGAGUUGUCGCCUAGCAGAAUAUUUUAAUGACCCUAACAAGUUUCAGCCUGAACGAUGGAUCAAAACUCAUCCAUUAUAUAAGCAGGUGAGCCCAUAUUUGGUGCUCCCAUUUGGCCAUGGUCCUCGAACAUGUAUAGCAAGAUGGUUGGCUGAGCAAAAUAUGCAUGCAAUCAUCUUAAAGAUUAUCCGACAUUAUGAGGUAGGGUGGGCUGGAGGUGUUCUGGACUGCAAAUCUUUGCUCAUCAAUAAACCUGAUGGACCUUUAUGUUUCACUUUCAAAGAACGUUCGAAAGUGCAUUGAAGAAACUGACAAGACUACACAAAGAACUGGAAGUUCUAUCAUUUAGAUUAUUUUAAUUUUGACAUUUCUCAUUAAAUGUGAUGUACUUAUUAUUUUAAAUUUGAAUAUAAAGUUUACUGUGUCUGUUCAGUUGCAUAUAAACUAGUAUUUUUUACAUUACCCUAUUUUUUGUCCAAUUUUUCUUAAAAUACAAUACAGUAUACUUCCAAUUGUCUGCGCUAAUGAAGGGGAAAGCAUGCAUGAAUAAUCACAAAACAUGGACAAUCCAAGUACUGGAUGUGAUCAGAAGACCAUGGUGAUUGUUACAUAUAGAAAUAAUUUUGAGAAGCUUGCAUGGUGUCCAAUUUGUUCAAUUAUCUUACAAAAAGAAUGUACUGAAGGUAAAAUGUGGGUUUUGGUUUUCUCUACGCUGGUUU